AUGGGUACAUCAUCAGCUAUGCCAAACGUGGCUCUGUUAGGUUACUGGGUUCUCAAUGUUAUCGUGAAAAAGAGUAUUUCUAAAGGUCGAUGGAAGUGGAGAAUUCCUCCAGGGAGACAUGGGCUCUACAAUGACUGUAUAACUCUGAUCUACGUUCCUGAUGGGUUCGAUGAAGCUGGUCUUGUUCAAUUGACUGAAGAAGGGCUGGAGGGCAGUACUACAGUUUUAUCCGAAAAGCGAGGAACAAGUAGAAGGGUUGAGAUGUUCACAAGUGCUGCUAUGCGCUCGGGCUUUGGCAGCGGCGGCGACCUUGUGGUUGACUUCCCUCAUUCUUGGAAGGCCAAGAAGCACUUCCUUGUACUAUAUGCUGGUUCCAACGCCACGGUGCCGCAAGGCCUGAUGGGUACUGCUGAUGGGAAAGGUUGA
This is a messenger RNA of Perkinsus marinus ATCC 50983, 426 nucleotides long. RefSeq lists its product as hypothetical. Bases 1 to 426 code for a protein of 141 amino acids. The record is from RefSeq and is a predicted model, not a curated record. The transcript has 5 exons. NCBI's taxonomy places the organism in Eukaryota, Perkinsozoa, Perkinsida, Perkinsidae.